Molecule: messenger RNA, 1635 nt
Organism: Pocillopora damicornis (cauliflower coral)
Lineage: Eukaryota; Metazoa; Cnidaria; Anthozoa; Scleractinia; Pocilloporidae
Product: GTP-binding protein Rit2
Biological process (GO): signal transduction
Cellular component (GO): membrane
Molecular function (GO): GTPase activity; GTP binding
Source: RefSeq, a predicted model, not a curated record
CUGCUACAGCGAUUUAAUGUGACAUGUCAAUCCGUGUUAUUUGUUACAUCCAACGAGCAGAAACGAAGGUUUAUUGCAAUCAACAUCCUCAUUGUCAAAAACAAGGAUGCAUCCUCCUAGCGCUUGCUUUCUAGGUGGACUCCGUAUGUACAAGAUUGUUCUUCUUGGAGAGGGCGGCGUGGGAAAAUCAGCUCUAACCAUGCAGUUUGUAUCUCACUGUUUUGUGGAUUAUCAUGAUCCUACUAUUGAAGAUGCAUACCAACGUCAAGCUGUAAUUGAUGGAGAGUCUGGAUUGUUAGAUAUUUUAGACACUGCUGGACAGCAAGAGUUCACUGCCAUGAGGGAGCAGUAUAUGCGUAGUGGUGAAGGAUUUGUCAUAAUAUAUUCCAUAACAGACAGACAAAGCUUUCUUGAAGCAGCUCAAGCAAAGACGCAAAUUGAGCGAGUUCGAAGAGGAGAUGGAACACCAAUGGUCCUGGUUGCAAACAAAAUGGACUUAGAGAGCAAAAGGGAGGUGACCACUGAAGAGGGCCAAGCAUUAGCCAGGGAGUUUGACUGUCCAUUCUUUGAAACAUCUGCAGCCCUGAGGCACUUUGUGGAUGAUGUUUUCCACACUUUAAUUCGACAGAUACGGAAAAAGGAAAGAUUGGGUAUGAAGCUAGCUCAAAAGAAAAAGAAACGUCAUCAUAGGGCAAGCACAAUUGUUCAGAAUUUUUUCAGACGUCAGAAGAAAAGGGUGUAAGUGUAUCUGGACAUGAGGUUGGGAACAAAAAUGAUAUUGCGCUUCUGUUCAUAGAAAAUGAUAAUUUGUAUCAAGUAAGUCAAAAAUUCCUAAUUGUAAAUAGCAAAUUAGAUUUUUCUGUAUAUUGUGGUCUUUCCAGAGAUAUAGAUUUACAAAUUGUUUGAUGACAAAUUAGUUUUGUAGGUGUAAACAUUGUAGAAAUUCUCAUGGAAUCUACCAGGCUUUCAAGAGCUCUGAGGGUUCAAAACAUUCAUAAAGCAUGUGUAUGAUAUGUUGAAAUCCUAUUCAACCAAUGGUUGGGAAUUUUUAAUACUAAAAAAACUCAAGAGAUUCCAAUUUGACCUCUAAUAGUGAAAAAUCUAAAAAUGCUGAGGUUUGAAGUUAGAAUGUUAUCAUCAUGGAACAAUGCAAGUUCACACCCAGAAAUUUUGUGAAAUAUUAAAAAAGGUCACGUUUUAAACAUUUGUUUAAGAGAAAUCCUCAUCUUUUUUUUUGUUUGUUUUUGGAAUAAACAGAAACUGAUCACAAGUUGUGCAUAAUUAAAUCAGUUGAAAGAAAACAGAAUUUUUUUUCUCCUAAGGGAAACUUACAGUGUGAUAUAUUUUGUUACAUAUGUCACAUACACAAAACUGACCAAUCCUAUUGCAGAAAACAAGCAAUGAGUUCCAUCUAAAUCCUUAGACAUCUUUGCUUAAUUACUUAGAACUUUGCUGCAUUCAUUGGCUGUUUGAAGUAAUAACAUAACUGGUUAAUUUUGUUGAAGUGACGACAGUAACUGUAGUGGCUCUAUACAUAGCUGCUAAGUUUUAUCACUUUUUACUUAUAAAUAUCACUGUUUACAUAUAAUCAUUGCAUGUUAAUUAUAAGAUUAAAUAGUAAGUUGGGUAAAUGUG